AUGUCAUCCACACCCACUUUUAAGGGAACCAUUAGCCACAAGACUGUCGGUAGAGGCAGGCUGCCCGACUUUGACAGUCACAUUCCACGUCCUCGCCCAGAGACUUCCUCUACAACUCAUACCCCCCAGACCGCGUCCAGCGACAUUGGCAGUUCCACCAUGAGUGCCGCCAGCAGCCGUCAGAGGCAAAACCAGUCCAAGCGCGAUGAGGCUAUCCGACGAAAAUUGGAGGCCGACCUCAACAAGAAGAGACAUGCCCCGGCACGAGCAAACCGCUCCCGCAAAGCUCCCCCCGGUACCGUCCUCGCAUUGAAACCUAGUCAAGCCCUCCAGAUCAAGCCGAACACCUCCAUCGCCGAAGCCGCCCAGUUGAUGGCCGCGAAGAGAGAAGACUGCGUGCUUGUGACUGACGAUGAUGACCGGAUUGCUGGUAUCUUUACGGCCAAGGACCUCGCGUUCCGCGUGGUCGGCACUGGCCUGAAGGCGCGGGAAAUCACCGUGUCUGAAAUUAUGACCAAGAACCCUCUGUGCGCGAGAACGGAUACCAGUGCCACCGACGCUCUGGACCUCAUGGUCCGGAAAGGAUUCAGACACUUGCCGGUUAUGGACGAGAACCAGGAUAUCUCCGGUGUUCUCGAUAUCACAAAGUGCUUCUACGAUGCGAUGGAGAAGUUGGAACGUGCAUACAGUUCGUCGCGUAAGCUCUACGAUGCAUUGGAGGGUGUGCAGACGGAACUCGGCUCCAGUCAGCCCCAGCAGAUCAUCCAGUAUGUCGAAGCGCUACGACACAAGAUGUCCGGCCCUACGCUGGAAACCGUCUUGGACGGCAUGCCCCCAACAACUGUCUCCGUCCGCACCACAGUCAAGGAUGCCGCCGCCCUGAUGAGGGAACAUCACACCACUGCCCUGCUCGUACAGGAUCAGGGCUCCAUCACGGGUAUCUUCACCAGCAAGGACAUUGUGCUGCGUGUCAUUGCUCCCGGUCUUGACCCUUCAACCUGCAGCGUCGUCCGCGUGAUGACCCCUCACCCUGAUUUCGCCCCCAGCGACAUGAGUAUCCAGGCUGCGCUCCGCAAGAUGCACGAUGGACACUACCUCAACCUGCCCGUCAUGAACGAUGCGGGUGAGAUUGUGGGAAUGGUGGAUGUGCUGAAGCUUACGUACGCCACGUUGGAACAGUCUAGAAAAUAUUGUCUAACCUGCAACCAGAUCAACACCAUGCAGUCGCAUGAUGAUGAGGGCCCGGCCUGGAACAAGUUUUGGCUGUCGAUGGAUCACGAGUCCGAUUCCAUGGUCUCGGGAAGCCAGCAGCCCGCGCAGCGGUCAGUACUCAGCCCUGAGUCUCCGAAGGCUAGUUAUGACGCCCGAGACAGCGUUCUCCCCAACGAAUCUGCUUCUCACCAUGGCGGCGACGAGCACUCUGAAUACCACGUGGACCCGCACCACGGAGAGCACGUCCCCUUCCCGUUCAAGUUCAAGGCUCCUAGCGGCCGUGUGCACCGUGUUAAUGUGUUCCCCUCUGCUGGCAUUGCUGAGCUGGUUGCUCAGGUGUCGGCCAAGCUGGGCCCCGAGGCGGAUGCCGUGGGUGGCGUUCCCAGCUGCGACGAGGGCAAGCUGAGCAACACGGGCUACGCUCUGAGCUACCUGGACAACGAGGGCGACACCGUGUCGAUCACCACCGACCAAGAUCUGGCAGAUGCCGUCAGCCUUGCCCGUCAAUCGCACCGCGAUAAGGUCGAUCUCUUCGUCCACGACCCUACGCAGCCUCCUAUUCCUGCUACGCUUGAACCCCAGCCGGUGCCAGCCCGGCCCAUCGAGGAGAAGAGUCCCAUCUCCGAAGACCGGUCUGAGGAAGAGUCCCUGGUGGCGAAGCCCCGCGCUCAGUCCUUCCCUGUACACCAGCCCGAAGAGCAGUUUAUCGCCGGAGUGCCCAACGACCUGCUGCUUCCGGGUGCGAUUGUGACCCUGGCGGCCGUCAUUGCGGGAGUGUUCAUUCUGAGCCGGGCCACUUCCCGGUAA
This is a messenger RNA of Aspergillus vadensis CBS 113365, 2019 nucleotides long. Its product is annotated as CBS and PB1 domain protein. Gene Ontology annotation, molecular function: protein binding. The coding region runs from base 1 to 2019 and encodes 672 amino acids. The transcript has 4 exons. The record is from RefSeq and is a predicted model, not a curated record. Lineage: Eukaryota; Fungi; Ascomycota; Eurotiomycetes; Eurotiales; Aspergillaceae.